CACGUUGUGAACGAUGUUGUUCCGCCUCGCGACCUUGGCGGCGGUCGCUCUCGCGGCCGACAACAUUGCGUCGAUCGACGUGACGCUGCCCGUCAACACCAACCAAGUGCACUACGACACCCCCGCGUGCAAGGUGGUGCUCAUGGACAAUUAUGUCUUUGGCCAUUCGUACGGGAAGCCGUACCAAGGCGCGUUCCCGAUCCCCGCGUGUGCGUCCGACCCGGCCAACUCGUUCGUGUAUCUGCGCUGGUCGGCAUCGGUGCCUGCCGGUCGGCAAUUUGACCGCAUCGCUGCCGUGUGGGCCAACGGCUUUGAGCUCCUCCGCACGACGACGCAGGAGCCAAGCCGCAAGACAGGUGCGACGUGGGAGGUGCUCAAAGACGUCUCACACUACAAGGACGUCUUGGCGGCGGGCGGCAACGUCGUCGUUGCUCUUGAUAACGUCGUCGACCAGACGUACACGAGUAGCUUCACCGUGAGUGUGACGGCCGAGUUUUACAAGCCCAAGGACGCCUGCGGCAGCGACAUUCGAUCGGCGCCGCUGCAGCCUGACAGUGUGCUGAGCAUUUCCAACAAGAACGGGGCGUACGGCUGGUUCCAAGUGCAGCCGUCGACACCCAGCGGCGGCCUCGCUACGCUUCCGCGCAACCUCGAUCAGCUUUUCCUUGAAGUCUUUACGAGCCACCACGGGUGCGACGAGUUUUACUACACCAACCCGCCCAACGAGUACAAGGAGCCGCUCCAGACCAACUGCGGCAACGGAGCGUUCCGUGAGUUUCAAGUGCUCGUUGACGGCAAGCUUGUGAGCACCUUCUGGCCGUUCCCGCUCAUUUACACGGGCGGUAUCUCGCCGUACAUGUGGCGCCCGGUCGUUGCGACCGGCGCGUUUGAAGCACCGACGUACCUCGUGGACUUGACGCCCUUCCUUGGCAUUUUUGUCGACGGGAAGGCCCACAAUGUGAGCUUUAGCGUCGGGCACGGCCUCGACUACUGGCCGACGUCUGGCAACCUCCUCGUGUACCUCGACAAGGCUGGUAACCAGACGCAGGCAGUCGUGCAGAGCCAAAUGAUUCCGGCCGCGGUCGUGCCCAAGGUCGUCGCCGAUGUCCACGGUCUCGACAUGACGAUCAAGACGACGGCGACGCGUCAGAACGCCAUUUCGACUCGCAUCACCACGUCGCGCGGCACCAAAUUGUACUCGGUCGAAUCCGCUUACACCUUUUACAACGACCAAGUGUACACCAACAACGCGUCGACGCAGUGGUUUGACCAACGUACGACCGUGACGACGACGACGACGAUCACGUCAUCGGGGGCGCCAGCGUUCAAGCGCGUCACGAAAGAGGAGUACCCGUUUACUGGCAACACGACGUACGUGACGUACUCGACCGAAGGUGCUUCGCUGCACGCCCCGGUCUUACCGGCCGUGCGGCGCAAUAACCACCCAGAAGCUCUCGCCGCCGACGGGUUCCGGCUCAACACGACGAUCGAUCACGCGUUCAUCAAGGCGACGACGUCGACCGGCGACGCCUCGGCCUUCCGCCUCGGCCUCUCGGAUGCGACGGUCGCGAUUCGCCAGCAAGCCGAUGCGUACAUGGACUCGCUCGUCGGCGGUUCGGGCAACCAUGUCGCGUACCUCGCGGCGUCCAACGCCACGGGCUGCUACUCGCAUGACGUCGCUGCCUCGGUCGUGGGCGGCUACCUCAAGGACGUUCAGGGCACGUCGUGUCCUGCCCUGUAGGCUCGUACCAAGGACACGAAAUGGAUGUAUGCGCCCUUGCUAGUCAAUGCAUCACUGGUUUUGAAUAAAUAUGCUGCCGAUAAGGUGGAGCAUUUCGACGGCCGUGAGGUUUUC
This is a messenger RNA of Saprolegnia diclina VS20, 1855 nucleotides long. RefSeq lists its product as hypothetical. The record is from RefSeq and is a predicted model, not a curated record. Bases 14 to 1741 code for a protein of 575 amino acids. The transcript has 3 exons. Lineage: Eukaryota; Oomycota; Saprolegniomycetes; Saprolegniales; Saprolegniaceae.